Messenger RNA from Scleropages formosus (Asian bonytongue), 1464 nucleotides. RefSeq names its product ras-related and estrogen-regulated growth inhibitor-like protein. NCBI's taxonomy places the organism in Eukaryota, Metazoa, Chordata, Actinopteri, Osteoglossiformes, Osteoglossidae. The record is from RefSeq and is a predicted model, not a curated record. Bases 238 to 903 code for a protein of 221 amino acids. Gene Ontology annotation, molecular function: GTPase activity; GTP binding. The transcript has 4 exons.
UUACAAAGUUCACAAGCUGCGCUUGCACUCCCAGAGCAACUCACUCGUCUGACUACUGAACUAAGCCCCGCCCCAAACCGCCGCUCCUUAUUCUCAUUGGCUGGCCCGACUGUACAUCACACUUGAAAGCCCGCCCUACCCUAAAUUAUAUUCUCGGGGCAGUGUACGGACUGCUUUACACUGCUGCGACAGGGUGAAUAGUGCGCGGAGGUGGGGGGUCUUUACCAGUUCCUACAAAUGGUUGUUCACGUUAAUCCGGGAUCUCACCACCGCGCCAGAGCAAUCACAAUGGACACGAACCAGCAGAAAAUGGACGCAAAUAUUCUGCUUCUUGGAGCGGAAAAAGUCGGCAAGUCCGCGCUGACAGUGCGUUUCAUCACCCGACGGUUUAUCGGCGAGUACGGACAUAUAGACUCCAUAUAUUGUCACAGUGACCGAAUUGAUGGACGGGAGGUCUGUUUCAACAUUUGGGACUCCUUGUAUCCACAAAAUGCUUUGGCUGCAGGAGAGGUCAAUGAAAAGCAGCUGCACUGGGCUGAUGGCUUCAUUCUGGUCUACAGCAUCUGUGACCGCUCCAGCUUCAACGUGGUGCGCCAGCAGGUGCAGCACAUCCGGCGGUGCAAGAAGCCGUCAGGAACUGCUCCGGUCAUCAUAGUGGGCAACAAACGGGAUCUGCAGCACCGGCGCACCGUUUCUAGCGAAGAAGGCCGACUCCUGGCCCUGUCUGCCGACUGCGGCUUCUUCGAGAUCUCUGCUGCGGAGGCUCAUCAUGGCGUCUUGCUUGUGUUCCAUGAACUCUUGGAGCUCAUCCGUGAGGCACGUGCUCUUAGAAAGGGCACAGCUGGAAUCAAGAACAUCGUAAGAAGCAUGUCUGCUGUCUUUGGAAGAAGACGAACUGAGUGAUGUGCACUGGGGAUGACCCCCGCCCCACACACACUGGUUACAAAACCAAGAAUAAGUCUGGACUUGAUGCUAUUGCUGCCAAGCUAGAAAUCACUGCUUUAACUGCAGCUCCUCCAGCCACAUCCCUGAGCGCAGCUCAUUUUGAGCUCCAGGGGAGCAGUAGCACUUAAGAUAUCAGUUUCAUGCUGAACUGGUGAAUGAUUCUUUGUCCUAGUGUGGACUGUUUCUUGUUGCUUUAACCCCAAGGAACCUGAAUUUUAAGCUGCUAUAGAUCCUGAGGCUGAUGUUGUACUGAGACUGUGGUCAUUCCUUCCCUUUGGAGACAUUGACUGACUGCAUUGCUGUAACUCCACUUUGUAUGAUCAGGGCUCUGUUCAUAGCUGCCCUUGGUAACCUUCCUAUGCAUCAUUAUCAUACUGUCUUUUGUCCACUACUGUGUAGUGUAUCUUAUUGCCAGACAGGGUAUGCACAUGUUUGGAGGAACUAGAUUUAAAUAUUUAAAAAAGACACAAAACAAAGGGUCUGACUUCACUAUUCCUGCACAGUGUAGUAAAAAGUACA